Microbotryum saponariae is the source of this 1425-nucleotide messenger RNA. The record is from the annotation of a GenBank genome assembly. Lineage: Eukaryota; Fungi; Basidiomycota; Microbotryomycetes; Microbotryales; Microbotryaceae.
AUGAGAAGGAAGCUAAGAAAUGGAAAGGUGGCCCGCGCUGGGAUAUGCCCAGGCGCGGGCGAAAUCGCUGGAGCGCUGAGGCAGUCGCGCGCGGCUAAGUCCCCACUGCAAGGGCGGGCUAGCGGCGCGCGCCCGAAAACCGCCGGCGCCGGCGCGCUGAGGCACUCGCGCGCGCCUAAGUCCCCACCACAGGGGCCAGGCUAGCAGGCGCGCGCAACGACCGAGGCGCCCCUGUCGAGCUGAGAGUGGACUCUUCACAGGGAGUACCGAUCAAACGCAUUCACGGAGUUCUGCAAAUCCAAGGGCAUUCGUCGUCAAUACUCUAUCCCUUACACGCCUCAACAAAACGGUCGCGCCGAACGUGUCAACCUCUCCAUCGUCGAGGGCGUCCUCGCUCUCCUUGCGGACGCCCGUCUGCCGGCCACCUUUUGGGAUGAAGCGGCUGCGUAUUUCGUUUAUUGCAAAAACAGGUGCUCACACUCAGCUUUGGCCAAACAGACUCCAGAAUCCGUUUGGAACGGCCAACGCACCACCGCCACCGCCCUCCACCCGUUCGGCUGCACAGCCUGGCUCACGGUCGCCCCGGACCUUCGCAGCAAGCUCGACCCCAAGGCCGCGCGCGUGAUCUUCACAGGUUACGACCUCGCCUCCAAAGCUUUCCGUUUCUUUGACCAUUCCAUCAACAAGAUUGUACUUGGUCGCAAUGCCACCUUCCUCGACGACGACUUCCCCGGCCUGCCAGUCACCACGCCCGUCGAUGCAGACGACACCGACCGUCAGUUCGUCGUUCCCGCCGACACGCCCGCCCCUGCCGUCAAGACGAGGACCCCACUAGUAAGGUCGGCGCACAUGGACGUCUCAUCCUCCCUUGAUGAUUCUGCCAUGAGCGCCGUUGACGUGGCCCCAGGGUACACUGGCGGAACCUUACUUAAUUCCACAGAUACCGAAUCGUCCUCGUCACCGUCUCCUGAGCCGUCCUCGUCACCGUCGCCCACAAACCCUUUGUCACCGUCGCCUGCGCUGUCACCGUCGUUGGCAGCGUCAUCGUCACCCUCGGUCUCACCGACCGACUCUGACUACUCCGCCGACCCUCUGGACCUCAUCGGCUCACAGACCCCGACUCGCCUUGGCCCACCGGACGUGCACCGCCCAGACUUCAGCACGUACCGUGAGCCCGCAUCGGCUGAGGAGUCGCCCGACGAACUCGACAUCAUUGGGCGUCACUCGCGCGAUGAAUCGCCGGAUGAAAUCGAUUUCCUCACCCAACAACACCGCGCCUUCAUCGCCACAGACGACGACGACUGGCAGGCAACGUCCUCUUCAGAAGACGUUGACUACACGCGGAGGAGGGGAUCAGGCCGAAGGAAGGUCGACUGGGCGGGGGCAGGCGACCGAGGGACAACCGAGGAGGGGACGCGGUUGUGA